This is a messenger RNA of Candoia aspera, 5540 nucleotides long. It is a transcript of the gene GNPTAB, whose product is annotated as N-acetylglucosamine-1-phosphate transferase subunits alpha and beta. Gene Ontology annotation, molecular function: calcium ion binding; UDP-N-acetylglucosamine-lysosomal-enzyme N-acetylglucosaminephosphotransferase activity. Bases 152 to 3931 code for a protein of 1259 amino acids. Gene Ontology annotation, cellular component: Golgi apparatus. NCBI's taxonomy places the organism in Eukaryota, Metazoa, Chordata, Lepidosauria, Squamata, Candoiidae. The record is from RefSeq and is a predicted model, not a curated record. Gene Ontology annotation, biological process: carbohydrate phosphorylation; N-glycan processing to lysosome. The transcript is spliced from 21 exons.
GCUUCAGCGCUGCAGCCUCUGCGAUGUGCCGGGGACUGGAACUAGGCGGCUUCGGAGGCGGCGGCGGGGAUUGCUAGGAUUGGCCGGCGCCCGAUUGCGAGGAAGGCGGCACCGGUGGCAGUGGCUGCAGGGUGAUGGUGCCCGGCGGGCCAUGCUGCUGAAGCUCCUGCAGAGACAAACCUACACCUGCCUGUCCCACAGAUAUGGGCCCUGCCUUUGCCUUGGAGGCAUUGUCCUCCUGAUCGUCUCCGCCUUGCAGUUCGGCGAGGUUGUAUUGGAGUGGAGCCGGGACCAGUAUCAUGUCCUGUUUGACUCUUACAGGGAUAACGUGGCUGGGAAAUCAUUUCAGAACAGGCUUUGCUUACCUAUGCCUAUUGAUGUGGUGUAUACCUGGGUGAAUGGCACAGAUGUUGAACUGAUCAGGGAACUGCAACAGGUGAGGAAACAGAUGGAAGAAGAACAGAGAAUAAUAAGAGAAUUUCUUGGAAAGAAUGUCACUGAGCCAACAAAGAAAAGUGAGAAGCAACUGGAGUGUUUAUUGACACACUGCAUCAAAGUGCCAAUGCUUGUCUUGGACCCCGCUUUGCCGAACAACAUUACUCUUAAGGACCUGCCAUCUGUCUAUCCUCUGCUGCGAUCUGCCAACAAUAUAUUCUCUGUUGCAAAGCCAAAAAAUCCUUCCACCAAUGUGACGGUAGUUGUUUUUGACACUGCUAAAGAAGCCGAAGAUGCCCAUUCCCUGAUGAUCAAGGAGAAUAGCAAGCAAACAGCAUGGAGGGGAUAUUUGACUACUGAUAAAGAAGUUCCAGGUUUAGUGAUAAUGCAAGACUUGGUUUUCCUGAAAGGAUUUCCACUUACCUUUAAAGAGACAAAUCAGCUAAGAACAAAGCUGCCAGAAAUCCUUGCUUCCAAAAUAAAGCAGUUGCAGCUUUAUUCAGAAGCCAGCGUAGCACUCUUGCAACUGAUUGAUCCCAAGGUUUUCCAAGAUCUGAAUAAACAAGCAAAGAAGAAUAUGACUAUAGACGGGAAAGAACUGACACUUAAUCCUGCUUAUUUAUUGUGGGAUCUCAGUGCCAUCAGCCAGUCUAAACAGGAUGAAGAUAUUUCACCCAGCCGCUUUGAAGAUAAUGAAGAGUUGCGGUACUCGUUGCGAUCAAUAGAGAGGCAUGCCCCGUGGGUGCGACACAUCUUCAUAGUCACAAAUGGGCAGAUUCCUUCCUGGCUCAAUUUGGACAACCCUCGGGUUACUAUAGUAACACAUCAGGACGUAUUCCAGAAUUUGAGUCAUCUGCCUACUUUUAGUUCUCCUGCCAUUGAAAGCCAUAUUCACCACAUUAGAGGUCUAUCACAGAAGUUCAUUUAUUUAAACGAUGAUGUGAUGUUUGGGAAGGAUGUCUGGCCUGAUGAUUUCUAUAGUCACUCCAAAGGUCAAAAGGUUUAUUUGACUUGGCCUGUGCCCAACUGUGCUGAAGGAUGCCCUGGUUCAUGGAUUAAAGACGGUUAUUGUGAUAAAGCCUGUAACAAUUCUGCUUGUGAUUGGGAUGGAGGUGAUUGUAUUGGUAAUAGUGUGGGUAGCCGAUACGGUGCUGGUGGUGGAGCUGUUGGAGGUAUUGGGAAUGUCCCAUCCUGGCAAUUUGGUGCAGGAAUAAGUGGAGUUUCUUAUUGCAACCAAGGCUGUGCAAAUUCAUGGCUGGCUGACAAAUUCUGUGAUCAAGCAUGCAAUGUUCUCUCUUGUGGAUUUGAUGCUGGUGACUGUGGACAAGAUCACUUUGGUGAGCUGUACAAGGUAACUCUUCAAAAGAAUCAGACUCAUUAUAUCAUUCCAAAAGGUGAAUCUCUACCUUAUUUCAGCUUUGCUGGAAUAGCCAAGAAAGGACUGGAAGGUGCUUAUAGUGAUAACCCAAUAGUACGCCAUGCUUCUAUUGCUAACAAAUGGAAGACAAUCCACCUGCUAAUGCACAGUGGAAUGAAUGCAACUGUGAUUCAUUUUAAUCUUACGUUUCAAAGUAAAGAUGAAGAAAAAUUUAAGAUGCAGAUAACCUUAGAAGUUGAUACUAGGGAGGAGUCCAAAUUGAAUACAACUUCCACCCAGAAACCUGAAGAUGAUUUGAAAGCUACAACUUCAGUGCCAGAAGCUGAAAUGAUAUUUGAGGAUAUUCCUGAAGAAAGACGUUUCCCAAGCAUUAAAAAACGUGUCAACAGUACAUCCAAGUACUUAGAUGAAGAAAUGGUAAUUCAGACAGUUAAUGUGUCUGCACUUCCUGAAGAUAUAAAGUUAGCUCUGCAGAAUUUAGAAUUGCAGCUAAUAGUUGGCGACAUCACUCAGAAAGGUUAUAAUCGGUCCAAGGCUGCUCUCCUAAGAUCAUUCCAGAUGAUACCUUCAGAAACAAAGGCAGUGCUAAACGAUUUCCAGGAAACAAAGAAAAGGGGCGAAGGGCUGAAAAAUGUUGGAAAGACCAUGCUUUGGGAGAAACCUUUCCAAAAUGGCAAUGAAGGCAAAACAGUAGAUACAGAAAAAAUGCACAAUAUGUCUCCACCAGGAUUUGUACCAACAAGUAGCAUUCUUGUGGAAAUGAAGGUGACUAGUCAUUUCCCCCUAAGAUACAGCUCUGCAGUAAAACUGAAACCCACACCUGUAGUCAGGAAUGUCGAUAAAAAGCAUGGCUCUCAGGAGAAAACCCUGAAUGCCCUCAUGCAGAAAGAAAUGCAGGAAAGGAAAAUUGCACAAAGAAAGAGGAAAGAGGUAGAUGUUAAUCCAGCAUUUUCUGAGGAAGAUACCGCAGGAAGUCCAAGAAGAAAAUUACAAUAUUACACUGGAAAUUAUCAAGGCUUUUUGCCAUGGGAAAAACAUAAGUAUUUCCAAGACCUUCUUGAUGAAGAAGAAUCAUUAAAGAAGGAAAUUGCUUAUUUCACAGAUAGUAAACUUAUUGGAAGACAGCUGAAAGAUACAUUUGCUGAUUCCCUCAGAUAUGUAAAUAAACUUCUAAAUGGAAAAUUUGGAUUCACAUCUCGGAAAGUCCCUGCUCAUAUGCCUCAUAUGAUCGAUCGAAAAGUCAUGCAAGAACUACAAGAUCUAUUUCCUGAGGAAUUCGACAAGACCUCCUUUCAUAAAGUACGCCAUUCUGAAGAUAUGCAGUUUGCCUUUUCAUAUUUCUAUUAUCUCAUGAGUGCAGUUCAGCAACUAAAUAUUUCCCAAGUUUUUGAUGAAGUUGAUACAGAUCAGUCUGGAAUAUUAUCUGACCGGGAGAUUCGUACGUUGGCCACAAGAAUUCAUGAACUCCCUUUAAGUUUGCAGGAUUUGACAGGACUGGAGCAAAUGUUAAUAAAUUGUUCUAAAUCCCUUCCAGUAAAUAUAACUCAAAUUAAUAUCAUACCACCAACUCAAGAAGCAUAUUAUGAUCCCAAUCUGCCUCCAGUGACUAAAAAUCUGCUAAUGAAUUGUAAGCUUGUGACUGAUAGAAUUCGCAAAGCAUAUAAGGACAAAAACAAAUACAGGUUUGAAAUUAUGGGAGAAGAAGAAGUAGCAUUCAAAAUGAUCCGCACCAAUGUUUCCCAUGUGGUUGGACAGCUUGAUGACAUAAGGAAAAAUCCCAGAAAAUUUGUUUGUCUUAAUGACAACAUUGAUCACAAUCAUAAGGAUGCCCAGACUGUAAAGGCAGUUCUUAGGGAUUUUUAUGAAUCAAUGUUUCCCAUCCCAUCACAAUUUGAACUGCCAAGAGAAUAUCGGAACCGCUUUCUUCAUACACAGGAGCUUCAGGAAUGGAGAGUCUACAGAGAUAAGCUGAAAUUUUGGACACAUUGUGUAUUAGUAACAUUGAUUGUGUUCACAGUCACCUCAUUUUUUGCCGAACAGCUAAUAGCUCUCAAACGAAAAUUUUUUCCAAGGAGGAGGAUUCAGAAAGAAGUUUGUCAUGAACGAAUGAAAGUGUAAAAGAAUAUUUAUUUGUAAAUCAGUCUACCUCAACAUGUGAUGAGCAUGUAAAGACUUUAGUUUCAGAAGUGUAUUGAUAGUUAUGUCUUGGGCAUUUGCAGAAGGGCCCCCAUCCAUUAUUGUUGUGUUUCUGUGUGUGAUCCAUGCUACUGAAUUUAGAGAGGAAAAGUAAGUUUGUGAGGGAGAAAGGGUUGUGUUGCCAGCUUUCAAAAGUUUGUGACUCACAAGUGAUCUUCUGAAUGCUUUAUCCUUUUUAUAAAAAGGGUUACUGAAAAAUAGCUGCAUUUACUGCAGUAUCCAUUGCCAAUACUGGAAAGUUACGCUUCUAUUGGAUGUGUUCUAAGCUUCUGUCACAAGGCUCUUGGUGAACUAUUAACCAUUUGAUUACUUCUUUAGUUCUUUUAUUCUGUUCUUUGAAUCAGAAAAUAUAUAAAUUUGGGCUGUAAUUUUGCAUCCCACUAAUACAGAGAGUGGGAUAUGGGCUAGCGUACACUGAAAUCAUUACCACAAUUAUGCCAUGGUAUUCUCUGCUGCAGCCAGUUAGAUCAAUGGGAGGGUUUUUGGUACUAAUUUCUCUUCAGGUUCCUUAUCUAUAGAUUACUUUAGAAGAGCAGGAAGAAUGUGAUACAAAGCCUAAAAGAAAAUGAGCUUCCAGAUGCUUCUAUGAGCAUGCGAGUAAUCUUUAUAUUGGCAGCAUUGGGGUACAGCUGGAAUCCCCAUCAGGGUUAGAAUCCUACUGUUCUUCUAUGGGAGCUGCUGUGAAUCUUGCACUUCACUUCAAGCACAAAGGGGCAGAACUGCUGCUUUAGCUUCCCUCCCACCUACUCAUUGUAAAGUAUUUAUAUACUAAUGGGUUCAACUAUAGGAUAUUUUCUGAAUGAAAGAUUGGAAAUGUUAAUACCCUGUUGCUUUAUUUUCCGCUACUAGGUACAGAAAAAAUGAUACAUAAAUACUGUUCGAAUCUGUGAUGCCAUUGUAAUGCCUCUGUUGGUCAAAACCUAAAUUGCAGCUCAAUCUGCUUAAUUGCAUUUUUAGUAACAUUAAUAAUUGAAUGCCUAAUUAAAACUUAAGGUUAUCGUCAAGUAAAAGAGGCUUAGAUGUAACUGUUAUUUAUACGAACAUGUAUAUUUUAGCAGUAAAAAUGGAUUGUUACAUGUUGUCAUACAUUGUAUUGUUUUGUAAGUGUAUUAGCAUGAUACAGAGUAAUUUCUCAUAUCAUGUUUUUAGAAAAUUGGGAUUUGUUCUGUGAUCUGCUUUCUUUAUCAAUAAUUUUCCAAAAUCAUGUACAGAAAAAAGGACAAUUUAAAAAAGAUAUUUUGAAAGGAUUAUCUUCAGUCAUGAUAACUUUACUACAGUUUAGAUUACAUCAAUCAUUUUAUAAUGAAGAUAAAAGAUUUUCAUUGUAUGUAUGCUGUAAAAUAUAUGUUUUCUUUUAAUAUAUAGUGUCACUGAUUUAAAAUGUUACCUGGCAGGUAUGUUAAAGAAUGAUCAAAUAUUUAAUGUUCUGAAAAAAUGUUAAAUAUUUCCAAAUAAAAAAGGCACCUUAUUCUUUAUCCAGAAAGACAGACGAUUAAUUUUAAAUACAAUAAAUUUCUUUCAGCUUCUGUAA